Molecule: messenger RNA, 1734 nt
Organism: Ziziphus jujuba (common jujube)
Lineage: Eukaryota; Viridiplantae; Streptophyta; Magnoliopsida; Rosales; Rhamnaceae
Product: phytochrome A-associated F-box protein
Exons: 1
Coding region: 439-1461 (340 amino acids)
Molecular function (GO): protein binding
Source: RefSeq, a predicted model, not a curated record
GUAGGAGCCCAUAGAUGGAAUUUGGGAAUAAAAAUAAAAUUCACAUCUUUUUUGUGAGCCCUCCAAAAUAGGGUAGUGAAAUAAAUUAGCAAAAUAGCAAAAUUAAUAUUUUUUGGGUAUUGAAAAAGUAGCCUCUCCCAAAUUCAGAAGGGAAUCACAAGACACAAAGGAGAAUAGUUCCAAAAAUCCUCUCCUUCCUUCUGUGCCACUUCUCUCAUCUCAUUCAACUGCUCUCUGUUGGUUCUCUCAUUCUCUUUCUCUUUCUCUUUCUUUGUGAGAAAAAAAAAAAAAAAAAAAAAGCGCUCUUUUCACACUUCUUUUUAGAAAGAAAAUCCCCAUCAGAGACAGAGAUAGAGAGAUAGAGAAAGACAGCAACUUGAUAUCUAAGCCAAAAAUAACCAAACACCACCUCACCCCAUUUCUGUGUUUUGUGGAUUGAUGGCUGAAACUGUCUUCUCAAAGCUCUCCGAUGAUGUCGUCCUCAACAUUUUCUUUAAUCUCGAAGACGACCCCAGAAACUGGGCUCGUCUCGCCUGUGUUAGCACCAAAUUCUCGUCUUUGAUACGCAAUGUUUGCUGGAAGAACAAAUGCACGAAAGCCAUCCCUUCCGUGGUGGCUGAUCUCCUCUCUGGCUCUUCUUCUUCUUCUUCUUCUUCUUCUUCGCCGCCUGGUGGUUGGGCCGCCCUUCACAAGCUCGCCGUUUGUUGCCCUGGUUUUCUCCACGCCGGUGUUCUCUUAGAGAACUCCGAUUUCGGGUUAGAGCGAGAGCUGGGCCCAGAUGAGAAUUUCAGGAAGAUGCUUUCUUCUUCUCGACCCACAAAAGCUCUGAAAGAGCCAUCUUCGAGCCGAUUCGAUGUUAAUCCUCCUGAUGUUGGCGGUGCUUCUGGGUUUGAUUGUUCUUGGUCUCUUUACGAUGAUCUUUAUUACGACACUGUUUAUAAUGUCUCCGAAGCUCAAGAUUGUAACGAGAUCGGUGAAGAGGUUGUUGUCGUCGAUAAGAGUGUUGUAGAGGGAGGUUACGAAGUCUCUUCUUCUUCUUGUAAUAAGAGGAGGAAGAUUUGUAGAUCGAUGAGGUCGCAUUUGGCUUCUGGGGUUUGGAAUUUGAGCCGUGAACAAGGGAAUAAGCUUCUUCACAGCCGAUUCCGUGGUGAUUGUUUAUAUAUAUGUGAUUGGCCUGGGUGUGUUCACAUCGAAGAGAAGCGAAAUUAUAUGCUCUUCAGGGGGAUUUUCAAGAACUUCAAAGGGUCUCAGGUAUGGAGGACGAUAAAAGAUGGGAAUCGGAGCAAAAUCGAUUUGAAUUGCGCUUUUUGUCCCUGCAAAGACACUUGGGAUCUCCAUUCUGCUUUCUGCUUGAGGCGGGUUUUUGGGUUCCAUGACGAUGGUGAACCAGUUGUCCGAGCUUAUGUCUGUGAGAAUGGCCAUGUCUCUGGUGCCUGGACCGAUUGGCCUCUCUACACUUAAACGGAACUUCGUGGAGUUUCAUCUUCCUUUUAUGGAGUUUAGAGGAUUUGAGGAACUGCUUUGCGUAUAGUUCUCUUGUAUCUGUCACUGGUUUUGUUUAAUUUUCCGCUGUCGUGUCUUUUAUUUACCUAUUUUCUUGCUUUUGGAUGCGUGUUUCAAUAAAGGAAUUUGUAUUUGGAUUAGGAUGGGAUUUGAAAAUGGGAUUGACUGUAAGAUUGAAAGAGAUUAUAGUAAGAUUUAUCAUGAAGAAAGCUUUGAUUUGCUUGUGGUUCA